CAAUUUAAUUGUGAUUAAUUUAAUUGUUCCAACGGAUUGGUGUCCAUUUUUAAUUAGUGAACUGAUAACUUGAGUAACUGAAGAUCAGUUUGAACUGUAACUGUUAGUAGAAAUUGGGAGAAAAUUUUAGUUAAACUGAUUCUAAAUUCGGGUUAAUGUUUGGUUUGUAUUGGAGUUACACCUUCAUAUUGAUUGAUUGAUAGUUUCUUGAUUAUAAUCUUUAUGAUCUUUUAAUUAUAGAUUUCUUGAUUAAAAAAUACAGUUAAUCAUGUCCACAAUUGAAGAAAAAACUGCUAAUUUGUCUACAAAAACUAAAGAAUAUUUAAAAAGUGAAAUGUCGAUCGCCUUAGAGGACUACAAACUUCUCGAGGAAAUGAAUAAGGUAACGACAAAGAAAUAUGAAAAGAUGGCCACUCAGUGUAAAGAAAUUGCUUCAUCACAUCACCAAUUAAAAAGUAAAUACGACACUUUGGGUAAUUACUUUGCACAAAUUGAUAAAUUGGAAAAAAAUAUCAACAAUUUAGAGGAAAUGGCCUACGCAAUCGACAGUUAUACAAAGAAAUUGGAAUCACAAUUUAAAAAACUCGAUUCAUGAGAAUAAGAUUCAACUAAUCAAAUCAAAUCUCAUUCCACUUUCAACCAACUCAUUCACCUUUUUUUUUUUUUUACUCUCUAAAAGUUGAUUAUCCAAAAUUGUCUUCAUCCUUUAAUUGUUUCCAUAUUUUCAAUAACUUAAACAUUUUUAUGCUCCAAAUUAAAUUGUAAACAAAAAAAAAA
Messenger RNA from Panonychus citri (citrus red mite), 777 nucleotides. It is a transcript of the gene Blos2, whose product is annotated as biogenesis of lysosome-related organelles complex 1 subunit 2-like. Gene Ontology annotation, biological process: endosomal transport; lysosome localization. Bases 269 to 595 code for a protein of 108 amino acids. Gene Ontology annotation, cellular component: BORC complex; BLOC-1 complex; gamma-tubulin complex. Lineage: Eukaryota; Metazoa; Arthropoda; Arachnida; Trombidiformes; Tetranychidae. The record is from RefSeq and is a predicted model, not a curated record. The transcript is spliced from 2 exons. Gene Ontology annotation, molecular function: gamma-tubulin binding.